AGGGUAUGUACGCAUUUAUUACUGCAUGACGACAGCUUCUCCGAUGAGCUGCACUUCCGUUCCUCCAAUGCAGUGCUUUCCGUCGUUUGCGGAGGCGCCAAACCCCGCCCAUGCCCUUCCUCUGGCGAUGCUUCCAUAUGACGCACCUCAUUAUCACCUUCAGACUGACCACGAUCACAACUAGACACGGACCUUCUCUGAUCCUGAGCUUCCUCGGACGUACGCAAUACCUCUGAUUAAGAGUUUAAACACCUCUUCAUCUCCCGUCCACCUUCAGAUCCACAUUCCAAAAUGGCUGCGCCGCGGAGAGAUGUUCACAACCACGUCCUCUUUGAGGUCGCAACAGAAGUCGCCAACCGAGUAGGCGGUAUCUACAGUGUGCUUAAAUCAAAGGCCCAGGUCACCACUGCCGAAUAUGGAUCAUCAUAUACGCUCCUCGGACCGCUCAACCGCGCAUCGGCAGCUGUCGAAGUAGAAGAGAUUGAGCCGAAAGACCCUGCUCUGGUCAAGACCAUUGCGAGCAUGAAGGAGCGCGGUAUUCAGACCCUAUACGGUCGGUGGUUGAUUGAUGGCGCACCACGUGUGCUCCUCUUCGACACAGGCACCGGUUACUACAAGCUCGACGAGUGGAAGGGUGACUUGUGGUCCACUGCGGGAAUUCCCAGCCCAGCAGACGACCACGAGACCAACGAGGCUAUUGUCUUUGGAUAUCUAGUUGCCUGGUUCUUGGGCGAGUACGUCGCUCACGAAAAGGAGCGCGCCGUCAUCGCCCAAUUCCACGAGUGGCUCGCUGGUGUGGCUCUACCUCUCUGCAAGAAGCGGAAGAUCGACGUCACUACCAUCUUCACCACUCACGCCACCCUGCUUGGUCGAUACCUCUGCGCUGGAUCCGUCGACUUCUACAACAACCUACAACACUUCGAUGUCGACGCCGAGGCCGGCAAGCGUGGUAUCUACCACCGUUACUGCAUCGAGCGCGGAGCUGCCCACAGCGCCGAUGUCUUCACCACCGUCAGCCACAUCACCGCAUUCGAGAGCGAGCAUCUUCUGAAGCGCAAGCCGGAUGGCGUUCUGCCCAACGGAUUGAACGUCAAGAAAUUCUCCGCGACGCAUGAGUUCCAGAACUUGCACCAGACCAACAAGGAGCGCAUCAACGAUUUCGUUCGAGGUCAUUUCUACGGACACAACGACAUUGACCCGGAAAAGACUCUUUACUUUUUCACCGCCGGACGAUAUGAGUACCGCAACAAAGGUGUCGACAUGUUCAUCGAGUCGUUGGCGCGCCUCAAUCAUCGCAUGAAAUCUUCAGGUUCUGACGUCACCGUUGUUGCGUUCAUCAUCAUGCCUGCGCAGACGACCUCGCUUGCCGUAGAGGCUCUCAAGGGUCAAGCUGUCGUCAAGUCUCUUCGCGACACUCUCAGCAACAUUGAAAAGAACAUUGGCAAGAAACUUUUCGACAAGUCGAUCGCGUGGCACGAAGGUCAGAACAUUCCGGACGAGAAGGACCUCCUGAGCCCUCAGGACAAGAUCAUGCUUCGUCGUCGGUUGUAUGCCAUGAAGCGGAGCACGCUGCCUCCGAUUGUGACCCACAACAUGGUCAAUGACGCGGAGGAUCCCAUUCUGAACCAGAUCCGACGCUGCCAACUUUUCAACCACCCGACCGACCGCGUCAAGGUCGUCUUCCACCCCGAGUUCUUGUCAUCGGGUAACCCUGUCCUGCCCAUGGACUACGACGACUUUGUCCGCGGCACGCACAUGGGUGUGUUCAGCUCCUACUACGAGCCCUGGGGUUACACUCCCGCCGAGUGCACCGUCAUGGGUGUUCCCAGCAUCACCACCAACCUGUCUGGUUUCGGCUGCUACAUGGAGGAGCUGAUCGAGAACGCGUCCGACUACGGUAUCUACAUCGUCGACCGUCGCUCCAAGGGCGUCGACGACUCUGUCAACCAGCUCACCGAUUACAUGUUCGAUUUCACCCGCAAGUCUAAGCGCCAGCGUAUCAACCAACGUAACCGUACCGAGCGUCUUUCGGACUUGCUCGACUGGAAGCGUAUGGGCCUGGAGUAUGUCAAGGCCCGUCAGCUUGCACUUCGCCGUGCGUACCCCGACUCGUACACCGACCGCGACGACGAGCCUGGUUUCUUCGACGGCACCGAGGGUCAGAAGAUCUCACGGCCGUUGUCUGUCCCUGGUUCUCCCCGUGAGCGCAGCGGCAUGAUGACCCCCGGUGAUUUCGCAUCGCUGCAGGAGGGCCGUGAGGGUCUGAGCACGGAGGACUACAUUGCAUGGAAGUUGCCCGAAGAGGAGGAAGUCGAAGACUACCCAUUCCCGCUCACUCUCAAGGCGAAGAAGAGCGUCGACGGCAACAGCGGCACCACGACCCCGACACACAAUGGCAGCAACGGCAACGGCACCGCCCUCCCACUACGAUAGGUGGAUUCGAGUUGCAUCGAUAUCGACCAGUUGUAGACGGACGAGGAAAAGAGACCGAGAAUGAGAGACCGGCAACAACGAAUGGAAGGGAAAAAAGAUUGAGAGAGUGCAGGCGAUCACAUUACGAUCGUGAAUAAAAAGCAGAGACAAGGCAGGGAGAGGGUAUGGGAAUUCCUCUCUGAAUUCGUGUUAGAUGAUUUCCUUUUUUUUGGACCCGCCGAUGGGCGUCGUCUGUCUGUUCCUCGUGUAUAUGUACAUAUCUUUCUUUCCUAUGGCAUAUGCGUAUGUCGAUGAACGAAUGUCAGAAAUCUUCCUCAAACGAAGGAUGGCUCCUCUAUGCGUCGCAGUCCGUUCGAUG
Molecule: messenger RNA, 2791 nt
Organism: Dissoconium aciculare CBS 342.82
Lineage: Eukaryota; Fungi; Ascomycota; Dothideomycetes; Mycosphaerellales; Dissoconiaceae
Product: glycosyltransferase family 3 protein
Exons: 3
Coding region: 292-2433 (713 amino acids)
Biological process (GO): glycogen biosynthetic process
Cellular component (GO): cytoplasm
Molecular function (GO): alpha-1,4-glucan glucosyltransferase (UDP-glucose donor) activity
Source: RefSeq, a predicted model, not a curated record